This is a messenger RNA of Huiozyma naganishii CBS 8797, 1446 nucleotides long. RefSeq names its product putative phosphatase (gene PSR2). Gene Ontology annotation, molecular function: phosphoprotein phosphatase activity. The transcript has a single exon. Gene Ontology annotation, cellular component: plasma membrane. The record is from RefSeq and is a predicted model, not a curated record. Lineage: Eukaryota; Fungi; Ascomycota; Saccharomycetes; Saccharomycetales; Saccharomycetaceae. The coding region runs from base 1 to 1446 and encodes 481 amino acids.
AUGGGAUUUAUCUCUUCGAUUUUGUGUUGUGCUACAAACUCUUCUUCAACGGCGAGCAAAAAGAAUAAUAAAAAUAACAACUACGACAAGAAAAGGCAACCACAAAGUUACGCUUCGAAGAAUACAGUAUCAUCGACAGCAGUAGUAAACACUAAGGAAACACAAGCAGCAAACGGGAGGGCAAGUGACUCUACAGGCACAGGUAGCAACAACAGGCACAAAUAUAAGCAAAAAGACACGAGUACAACAAACGAACAAAUGCCACAUUCGGCAUCGAGAACAAACAGCAGUGCUGUUCAACACCAGAAACAAUCUCCCGAGGGUGUAUCCCGACCAAAACAGGUGAAUGGCGGUUCUCAAUCUGCUAAAUUGAAUGGUGGUAGGGCCAUUGGUAACUCUGAUGGUGAUGCCGAUGAUGAGGAUUACGAAGAGGACUACGAUAUGGAUGAUGUGAAAAGAGACCCGAUAGAAAACAACAGUCAACAAAGUCACAGAGUCGACGAAAAGGAUACGCUGAACGUGUACAACAACGAAACAGACAGGAGCACGGGGAACUCAAGCUCGGACUACCCAGCAAACCACCAGAAACAACGACAACAGAAGCAAGCAGACGCCUCCACACAUGAUCCAAUGCAGGUCGACACGGAUGAUAAAGAAACUCCAAAACUAAUGGUCCAGGGAGCAGAGACCCAGCUGACGUCAGUCCAAUCGCACGAGGCAGAUAAUAACCCAGUGAUAGACCCUAACGUGAUAUACUCAGACGGUGCACCCAAUGACCAAACGACGGACGCGCAGGAUUACAACAUGACACAGCCAUUCGACGAGGUCGACGAGGAUGAAUUUGUAGACCUCACAGUCUUGCAACCAGACCAGUACCACGCGGCAGGGUACUCCACUUUGCUACCACCACCAAGUAAAGCCGUCUCACACCGCAAAUGUCUAGUGCUCGACUUGGAUGAAACGCUGGUACAUUCCUCCUUUAAGUACUUGAAAUCUGCAGAUUUCGUACUACCGGUGGACAUCGACGAUCAAAUACACAACGUCUACGUUAUUAAGAGACCCGGAGUCGACGAGUUUCUAAGAAGAGUGGGGAAACUUUACGAAGUGGUUGUAUUCACGGCAAGUGUGUCCAGGUACGGUGACCCAUUACUCGACAUCCUGGACAAGGACAAAUCCAUCCACCACAGACUUUUCAGGGAGGCCUGCUAUAAUUACGAGGGGAACUACAUCAAGAAUCUGUCACAGAUCGGGAGACCUCUAUCCAAUAUCAUCAUACUGGAUAACUCCCCAGCAUCGUACAUCUUCCACCCACAACAUGCCAUCCCCAUAUCAUCGUGGUUCUCGGACACGCAUGAUAAUGAAUUGCUAGACAUCAUACCUCUACUUGAAGACCUUGCCAUGGAUAACGUGCUGGAUGUCGGGAAAGUGUUGGAUGUCUCGAUAUAG